UCACGAGUGAGAAGGCGAGGGACGCAUCACGCACGUAUCCUGCCUGGCUCUCCAGCUCGCUCACUCGUCUCGCAAAUGGCGAAGCGGCACUAGAGGUGGGGGGCGCCACCAACGAUCCCUUUCCCUAUGCCAUUCGGGCAAAAAGCGAAUUAAACUCUCUCUCUCUUGGACUCUCGCUUUUACUUUCCUCAGCUGUUGUAGUAAGUUUCUUUCCUUUUGUCUUCCCGAUGCAAUGAAAAUACAACAAUCCAUUUGCUUUACUUUUCUGUCUUUGGGAUUCUCCACCAUUCUCCCAAGCAACAGUUGCCAGAUUCGAUAAUCGAGACCAAACUCCCUCACCCAUCUAGCCUCGGCCGGCAACGAUGCCGACGUCUCUGCAUUUCAUUGCCAGUUUCCGGUGACAGUUACAGAUCUGCAGAAGAGUAAGUAAGGACAUAAAGAAAUGCUAGAGACUCUAGUGGGUCUUUCUGAACAAGCCAUCAACCCAAACAACAGCGAUAAUAAGAAAAGAAAAUCUGAAGAAGAAGAAGAGGUGGAGUUCGUGGUCUCGCAGCCGUGCGUGGUGGUGGGUCGGACACGAUCCCCAGCCGGUUCCAGGCGCGUGACUCCCACUGCCACAACCGCCACAACCUCCGUCGAGAAGGUCCUCUUAAACGGGGACCUCUACAUUGGAACGUUAUUCGGUAAGGCCCCCCACGGCACCGGCAAAUAUCUAUGGUCGGACGGGUGCAUGUACGAAGGGGAAUGGAAGAAAGGCAAGGCAAGCGGCAAAGGCAAGUUCUCGUGGCCCACCGGAGCAACCUACGAAGGAGAAUUCAGGUCGGGCCGAAUAGAGGGGCACGGAACCUUCAUUGGCAUCGAUGGAGACACCUACAGGGGCUCCUGGGUCGCGGAUCGUAAGCACGGCUUCGGCGUGAAGCGCUACGCUAAUGGGGAUGUGUAUGAAGGUUCAUGGAAAUGCAAUUUGCAGCAUGGUGAAGGGAGAUAUGUCUGGAGCAAUGUAAAUGAGUAUGUCGGUGAGUGGAAGAACGGGUUUAUUUCCGGGAAAGGGGUUCUGAUUUGGGCCAAUGGGAAUAAGUAUGAGGGGUAUUGGGAGAAUGAGGUGCCAAAGGGUAAAGGAGUAUUCACUUGGGCAGAUGGGAGCAGCAAUGCCGGGUCUUGGGGUAAGGAUUUUCACUUUCAGGUCGAAGCUGCGAGGAAGAGGUCGUCUGUGGAUGUUGAGAAUGUGGAUUUGGAUGUUGCGAGGAAUGUGAAUUUUCCGCGGAUUUGCAUCUGGGAAUCGGAUGGAGAGGCUGGAGAUAUUACUUGUGAUAUUGUAGAUAAUGUGGAGGCGUCUAUGUUCUAUAAGGGGGGUAAGGAGUGUAGCUACGGAGGUUCUGUCGGGCAGACACCGAGGAGUCCGUGCUUGUUGGCCAAUGGAGAGAUUAAGAAGCCUGGGCAGAUGAUAUCCAAGGGGCAUAAGAACUACGAUUUGAUGCUUAAUCUCCAACUGGGUAUUAGACACUCUGUUGGAAAGCAUGCUUCAACAUGGAGGGAGCUCAGGCCAGGGGAUUUCGAUCCCAAGGAGAAGUUUUGGACAAGGUUUCCUCCGGAAGGGUCUAAGUGUACGCCGCCGCAUCAGUCUUUGGACUUCAAAUGGAAGGAUUAUUGUCCGGUGGUGUUCAGACAUCUGAGGGAACUGUUUGCAAUAGAUCCGGCGGAUUACAUGCUUGCUAUUUGUGGAAAUGACGCACUUAGGGAGUUGUCUUCCCCGGGGAAGAGCGGAAGUUUAUUCUACCUUACACAAGAUGACCGAUUUAUGAUAAAAACUGUCAAGAAAUCUGAGGUCAAGGUGCUUAUUAGGAUGCUUCCAAGUUACUACCAACAUGUUUAUCAGUACAAGAACUCGUUGAUAACAAAAUUCUUUGGCGUUCAUUGUGUUAAACCAGUGGGAGGUCAAAAGAUGCGUUUCAUUGUGAUGGGCAAUCUGUUUUGUUCGGAGUAUCGAAUCCACAAAAGGUUUGACCUUAAAGGUUCUUCUUAUGGCCGCACAACUGACAAGCCUGAAGAGGAAAUAGAUGAGACAACAACACUCAAAGACCUUGAUUUGAACUAUGUGUUUCGCUUGGAAUGUUCUUGGUUUCAAGAACUUAUCUGGCAAAUCGAUAAAGACUGUGAAUUCUUGGAAGGGGAGAGAAUCAUGGAUUACAGUCUUUUAAUUGGCGUUCACUUCCGUGAUGAUUGCUCAGUCAAUGAGAUGAAGAUGUCCCCCUUUGACACGCGUUCCGGCAAAAGAGAUAUGCAUCUUGAUGACACAUUCAAACAAGGUUACGAUAUAAAUAAAGUAGAGCUGCAGGAAAUGGAUUGGAUUCUGGUAGGCCGGGGCCCACUGAUCCGGUUAGGGGCAAACAUGCCUGGAAGAGCAGAGCGGGUGUCAAGGUUUGGCGUGGAUCAGCAUUCAGGUAGUGGAAGUAGUAAUUCAACCCCUUCGCAGGGUGGUGGGGAGAUCUUUGACGUGAUUCUCUUCUUUGGCAUCAUUGACAUUCUCCAAGAUUAUGAUAUUAGCAAAAAGCUAGAACAUGCCUACAAGUCAUUGCAAGUGGAUCCCACCUCCAUCUCAGCGGUGGAUCCUAAGCUUUACUCCAAAAGAUUCCGGGAUUUCAUACACCGAAUUUUUGUGGAUGACAAGUGAAAUUAUGGGUGAUUUUGAAGAAAACCCAACUGUCAUGACUGAUGAGUGGCAGCGCCAUGCAAGCAGAAUGCCAGGGUGCAUGAAUCUCCAUGGCCAUGAAAGCUGCAAAUAGGCUGCUGCAGGGCCAGAUUGAAUGGUGGCAGGAAAAGAGCCCCGGGGAUGUUAAUGACUACAUUGUUGAGAAUCCCUCCUUGAUUUAGUUGGCGGGAUGUAUGUGUUAAGAGAUGUCAUUCUUUUUUAUUUUUUGAUAAAUUUUUGUAUUUAUCUUGGGAAAUUAAGAUAUAUUGGUCUCUGGAAGUAGGGUGUAGAAGAUAUAGAGAAAUGCUUCCGGAGGGAUGUGGAAUUGGUGGAUAAAUAAAAUGUGUACAGGAAGACAAUAGAUAGGUUAUUAGAUUUGAACACUUCUUUUUUGUGGUUGGAACUUGGUGCAGUGAGAAAUUUUGUUAUUGGUAUUGAAUUUUAUC
Molecule: messenger RNA, 3135 nt
Organism: Juglans regia (Persian walnut)
Lineage: Eukaryota; Viridiplantae; Streptophyta; Magnoliopsida; Fagales; Juglandaceae
Product: phosphatidylinositol 4-phosphate 5-kinase 2-like
Exons: 8
Coding region: 443-2671 (742 amino acids)
Biological process (GO): phosphatidylinositol metabolic process
Molecular function (GO): ATP binding; 1-phosphatidylinositol-4-phosphate 5-kinase activity
Source: RefSeq, a predicted model, not a curated record